Molecule: messenger RNA, 1306 nt
Organism: Schistocerca serialis cubense
Lineage: Eukaryota; Metazoa; Arthropoda; Insecta; Orthoptera; Acrididae
Exons: 6
Coding region: 1-1182 (393 amino acids)
Biological process (GO): detection of chemical stimulus involved in sensory perception of smell; sensory perception of smell
Cellular component (GO): plasma membrane
Molecular function (GO): olfactory receptor activity; odorant binding
Source: RefSeq, a predicted model, not a curated record
AUGCAGCAGGACCAGACCACGCUGGCAGACGUGGAGGCGACUCUGCAGCCGUACGUGGGCGGCCUGCGGCUGCUGGGCCAGUGGUCGCUGCCCGGUGGCGGCCGGCGCCUGGCCACGCUGUGCGCCGUGCUGCUGGCACACGGCCUCCUCAUAACCACCUCCUGCCUCAACCUCCUCAUGGACCCCCCGCGGGACCUGCAGGUGCUCACCGUCAACGCACACUCCACGCUCACCAUACUGGGCCUCGCUGUCAAGGUGGUGUCGUUCUCGCUGGACGGGGCGCGCCUGCGAAAACUGCUGCAGCUCCUGGGGGAGGCGCGCGCAGCCUUCCCGGACUCGGCGGCGAGGCGGCGCCGCUACGGCGACGUCGGGUUCCGCCUCUACAUCUUCCUGCAGGUGUCGCACGUGGUUUGCUACAUCUCGUGGGGCGUGGCGCCGCUACUCAGCUCUGCUGUGGCCCCAGCGACCAAUGGCAGCUCCUACGAGAACCGGGGCCUCCCCGUGGCCGCGUGGUUACCGGGAGUGGACGUGAGGGCCUCCCCCACCUACGAGGUAGUCUACGGCCUGCAGCUGUUGUUCACCACCCUGACCACGCAGUCCACAGUGUUUCUGGACAGCACCCUGCUGGCACUCAUGCUGCACCUCACUGCAGAGCUGGAGGUCCUCAACGACAACAUGGCUGCAGUCCAAGUAUCUGCUGAGGUGGCAAUAAACAGUUAUCGACACGGCAAUGAUGGUGACACCAAAACAAGUAAAAUGAACAGACAGAUCAAAACAAGUGGAGAUGGCAGCACAGAGGAGCAGAUGUAUGAGAAGAUAGUGGAAAAUGUCAGACACCAUCAAAUAACUAUAGCAUGUAUCAGUCUGUUGGAAGAGCUGAUGAGUCGGGCUGUUUUCGUUCUUCUUCUCUGCAAUGUGCUUUGCAUCUGCCUGCACAUCUUCUCGACAAUUGUGAGCGAGCGCCUGGUGCACUCGGCCUUCAGCUGUGGCUGGCCGGACGGCGACGGGCGCUGCAAGCAGCUGCUGCUCGUCUUCUGCCUGCGUUCUUGCAGAGCCGCCAGCCUCAAGGUCGGCCUGCUCUACCCGCUGUCCAAGGAGAUGGUCAUCCAGGUGCUGAACACUUCGUACACGCUGUUUAAUUUCCUGUACCACACGGAGCGUGCGAGAGCGUCACUGGAUUGAGCACAACGGCAACCUGCUGCUGGCGUGGAUCGCACGAGAGUGAUUCUAUAUAACUACAGCAGUUGUCUCCUUGGAAUUAAAGUUACUUUCCCGCUGAGCAUUCCAUUGAUUGACUCUGUGGAAC